Messenger RNA from Wasmannia auropunctata (little fire ant), 1906 nucleotides. It is a transcript of the gene Mt2, whose product is annotated as tRNA (cytosine(38)-C(5))-methyltransferase. The record is from RefSeq and is a predicted model, not a curated record. The transcript is spliced from 2 exons. The coding region runs from base 681 to 1760 and encodes 359 amino acids. NCBI's taxonomy places the organism in Eukaryota, Metazoa, Arthropoda, Insecta, Hymenoptera, Formicidae. Gene Ontology annotation, molecular function: methyltransferase activity.
AAGUAGACAAUUAAUUUAUCGAUGAAAUAAGAUUAAUACUUAUAUAUACGGAUCUAGCAAACGACUAGCAAAUGUUUUAACACCGAAAUGUUGUUUAAAUUUUAAUUUCAAUUUUUUUGCCUAAAAUAAUUAACAUGUAAACAAAAUAAAAACAUAUGCAAAAAUUAACAAACGACUAGCAAUUGAAUGGCGUAUUCAAAAUCAUUGAAAUCGUUGGUCCGACAGCUGAUCAUUCACACCGGUCAUGAAAAGUAAAGCGCAGCUCAUGUUACAUGCAUGGAUUACAUGUAUAUUCUUUUCACUGAACAGAGUGUCAAAGUUCAGAGCAGUUCAGAGUAUGACAUAGAUAGGUUAUGUUCAUACUGACGAUGAGAAGGAGAGAGAGCGCAUCGUAUAAAUGCUGUCUACGAAUGUGCAUAUUUUUAUAGAUUUCUUAACUUGAAGUUGUCAACUUUAACGAUUAAUAUCUCGUUUCACGGCGACAAAGCAAUGUUUUUUUUUCUGCCAUAUUCUUUCACAUGUUCAAAAACACGUCAAGUGAACAUAAUUUAAUAAUAUUGCAACAGAGGAGGUUAAACUCUGGCCGGCUUACCCCCGUCUGGGAGCAGGUGCCAAGCGAAAAGAAGGAGGGUAAACUGAAUAAUUAUCUUCUCCAUAAACAGCUUUGAAUCGUUAUAGUAAUGAAGGUGUUGGAGCUGUACAGUGGUAUUGGAGGAAUGAAUUAUGCACUUCAUGAGAGUGGAAUUGCGGCAAAAGUCGUCGCAGCAGUUGAUAUAAAUCCUGUCGCAAAUGAUGUUUACCGUCACAAUUUCCCGGAAACUGCUCUUAUGAAUCGAAACAUACAGUCUAUUAAUGCACAGGAAUUAAACAAAUUGAAUGUGGACGUUAUAUUUAUGAGCCCUCCGUGUCAGCCUUUCACUAGAUUAGGAUUAAAAAAGGAUGCACUUGAUAACAGAACCUGUUCCUUGCUACACAUUUUGAGCUUGAUACCAGAAUUAAAAAAUUUAAGAUAUAUUUUGGUUGAGAAUGUUAAAGGUUUUGAAAUAUCUCAAAUGAGAGACAAAUUAGUGGAUUGUAUCAAAAGUUGUGGAUAUGUCUACAGAGAAUUAAUAUUGAGUCCAUGCCAGUUUGGUAUACCGAACAGUAGACAUAGAUAUUAUUUACUGGCGAAAAAGAAUAAUCUGAAAUUUUGUUUCAAACAGUCCUCGCUGGAAAAUAAUUUGCUGCCUGAUUUAUUUGAAUUAUUACCAAAAAGCAAACACUUGACAUUAGCAGAGGAGAAAGGCAAGAUUAAUCCAAAAUCUGGCAGUUUGUGUUACACAUUAGAUAAUAUUUUGGAAAAUACUGAAGAAUCAAAAUAUUUGGUACCUUCUAAACUAUUACAAAAAAGGGCAUGGGUAUUAGAUAUACGAACAUCUGAGAACAAUGGUUCUUGUUGCUUCACCAAAGGAUAUGGUCGUUAUGCAGAAGGUACAGGAUCUGUAUAUUGUCCAUUUACGGAUGAAACAAUCAGAUUGAAGUAUAAUGAAGUUGCCAAUCAUGAAAAUGAUUCGGAUAAGCAAAUGCAGAUUUUGUCAGAUUUGAAACUUCGGUUUUUCUCGCCUAGAGAGGUGUGUCGAUUAAUGUGUUUUCCAGAAGACUUUCAAUUUCCAGAGCAUAUUACAGACAAACAAAAAUAUCGGCUGCUAGGAAAUUCGAUCAAUAUUCACGUAGUUGGUAGAUUAAUACUUUUAUUAUGUACUGAACAUGAAGAUACAUGAAAAAUCAAUGGAAUUAUUCUAUCCUUUGUCCCAUAACUUAAUUGUCUUGUAACAUUUUAUAUGCUCUUACAUAUUAAGCCUACAGUCCACUUCAUAUUACAAAUGUUUUUUUAGAGCAUUCUUUGAUUAAUUAGUAAAAUUUUUCC